Messenger RNA from Daktulosphaira vitifoliae (grape phylloxera), 2406 nucleotides. RefSeq names its product dolichyl-diphosphooligosaccharide--protein glycosyltransferase subunit 1. The record is from RefSeq and is a predicted model, not a curated record. Gene Ontology annotation, cellular component: oligosaccharyltransferase complex; membrane. The transcript is spliced from 2 exons. Lineage: Eukaryota; Metazoa; Arthropoda; Insecta; Hemiptera; Phylloxeridae. Bases 244 to 2052 code for a protein of 602 amino acids.
AGUCGGCGUUUGCCGUGAAUUCUUAGUUAGUUUUGAGUGUGAUCACGUUAACCGUAUCCUAGAAGAAGUCGAUCGAACCUCAGAAUCUGUUGGCUAUUAUUUUAAUAAGUUAAAACUCUGAAUUAUGUUUAAAAUUAUUGAAACUACUUUCAGACACCAAUCUAUCUGCAUGUAAUUAUCCAUUUUUGAAAAAGAAAAUUCAACUAAUUCAAUUGGAAUAUUGGGCCUCAGGUUUGUAAAACAAUGAUCUUUUUUCAAAUACUCUUGAUAGCAUUUGCUAUAACCUCAACUUAUUCCAUUGACAUAAACCCAAAAAUAUUGUUAAGCAAUGUAGAAUGUUUAGUAGAUCUUAGUAGCCAAUUGGUAAAAGGUGAAUGCCGUAUAUCCUUGGAAAAUAAUGAUGAAAAAUCUGUUGAUUACAUAUUGUAUGCAUUCGAGCCUUCUUUUAAAAUUUAUAUAUCCUAUAUAUCUGCUCAUCAAGUUGUUGAAUCAAAUCGUUUGGGAUUGAAUGUCAAACCUGUUAUAGUUACUGGUCAUAAUGAUAAACAAUUUUUUCAAAUUGAUUUUAAUACUACUAGACCACUUAAGUCUAAAGGACGAACUCCAAUUGUUGUUGAAUAUGUAUUAACUAAUGCAUUACAUCCUUAUCCUGAGGAAAUAAUUCAAAAAGAAAGACAGCUAAUGAUGUAUUAUGGUAAUGCAUUCUUUUAUUCUCCUUAUAAAAGUAUGAAAUCUUCAAUAAAAUAUCAAACAGGAACUAGACGUUUGGAAGAAUACACAAAUUUAAGUCCUGUUUCACAAAAUGCUGGAGAUAUUACUUAUGGUCCUCAAGGUCCUUUAGAACCCUUUUCAUAUUCUCAAAUAAAUAUACAUUAUGAUAACAACAGUCCAUUUUUGAAAGUAACUAAAUUAACCAGAACCAUUCAAGUAUCACAUUGGGGCAAUAUUGCUGUUACUGAAGUUAUAGAUAUUGUUCAUCAUGGUGCUAAAUUAAAAGGUUCUUUCUCUCGUUAUGAUUACCAACGUGAAACUAAUAGUGGUCUAUCUAGUGUAAAAUCAUUCAAAAUGUAUCUUCCAGCCUCAGCUAAUAGUGUUUAUUACCGUGAUGUUAUUGGUAACAUCUCUACUUCAAAUCAAAGAACACUAUUAGAUUCUGUUGAAUUGGACAUUCGUCCAAGAUUUCCUCUUUUUGGUGGAUGGAAAACUCAUUAUACUAUUGGGUAUAAUGUUCCAGCUUAUGAAUAUCUAUACAAUAGUGGUGAUAAUUAUCUUUUAAAGAUGCGUUUAAUAGAUCACUUAUACGAUAAUAUGAUAAUUGAAGAGGCUACAAUACAUAUUAUACUUCCUGAGAAAUCUUCUGAUAUUGAACUACAAACACCUUAUCCAAUAACACGUUUGCCAGAUGAUCACCAUUAUACAUAUUUUGAUACAAUGGGAAGGCCUACUUUAAAAUUGCAAAUUUCAAAUAUUGUUGAAAAUCACAUCAAAGAUUUUGAAAUUAAAUAUAAAUUCCCAAAAGGAUUCAUGUUGCACGCACCAUUAAUAUUCAAAGGAGCCAUUUUCAUUUUAUUUUUAACUGUGAUAAUUUGGGUUCGUCUAGAUUUUUCAAUUGCUAAAGAUGAACACAGUGAAACUCGGCAACGUGUAUCUGGUCUAGUCAGUGCAUUAAUACAUCAUAUAGAAAGAAGAACUUCUAUUUAUGCAUCUUGGGAUGACAAUUUAAAUAAGUUAAAACAUUCUAAAGAUUUAAAUGCAUUUAAUACAGCUGUUAAACAAAUUCAAACUGAUUAUAAAAAUGAGUCUAAUAGCAUUAAUGAGUUAACUACAAAAAUAAAAUCUGAAUCAUCAGAAUUAUCAGAUAAACUCAAUGAAGUGCAUAAAGUUGAAAAAAAUUUAAAAGAUGUAUUUUAUCAAAUUCAGUAUCUUUAUGUUGAGAAGCUUAUCCCAGGUAAAGUAGGAAGAAUCCAAUAUGUUGAUGUUGCUAGUGCUUUAAAGAAGAAAAAGGAUGAAUAUCAAGAAAAUAUUAGUCAAUUACUAAAAUCACUUAAUUAAAUCAAUAUUUUAUGUUUUUUUCUUAAUUAAACUUUAAUUUUUUAAAUAUUUUUAAGAUUUAAAUUUACUGUUUUUUAUAAGGUUAAUAUUUGCAUCAAGAACAGUUAAUUGCACCGUUAAUUAAAAUUAUUUUUCUGUUUUUAUAGUAAAUACAAUUCUACUUAAAACAAUAAAUAGAACAAAUAAUGAUUUAUAUGUAUGAGUAAGUGUCUUGCUUUAUACAUAUAACUUGAAUAAUGUAUACAUUAUAUACAAUUAUAUUGUAUUUCUAUAUAUAUAUAUAUUAUAUAAAUGUAUGAAUUACAUAUUUAAUAAUCAAUAAAAUUAUUUCGAUAAUUGGUGAAAUACAUUUGA